Messenger RNA from Ilyonectria robusta, 1029 nucleotides. Its product is annotated as HIT-like domain-containing protein. The record is from RefSeq and is a predicted model, not a curated record. Gene Ontology annotation, biological process: nucleotide metabolic process. The coding region runs from base 1 to 1029 and encodes 342 amino acids. The transcript is spliced from 2 exons. NCBI's taxonomy places the organism in Eukaryota, Fungi, Ascomycota, Sordariomycetes, Hypocreales, Nectriaceae. Gene Ontology annotation, molecular function: ATP:ADP adenylyltransferase activity; ATP binding.
AUGACUCGUAUCAAGGCUCCCUCGGCCCUCCCAGACCUGGUCAAGUCGGCGUUUGCAAAGGCUCGCUCGGAAGGGGAUCUGCACUACUACCCCACCCAGGUCACCGUCCUCAAGGCCAACAAUAUCCCAUUCCAGCUUCGCUUCUCUCCAGCACUGGCAAACAAACCCAAGGCGGCGCCGAAGGAUCACUCCAAACCCCUCAAGCCAUUCGACCCGUUCGCAGACCCUCCCGCGGCUCUCCGCAUCACGGAUGUGAGCUCGACACACUACGUCGUGCUGAACAAGUUCGCCGUUGUCCCAGAGCAUUUCAUUCUAGCGACCACAGAGUUCAAGCCUCAAACUCAUGUGUUAGAGGAAUCGGAUCUGGAGGCCACACUGGCGUGUAUCCAGGCGUACGAGCCAGCACCAAGCACCGAGGACGAUCCAGGGCACUACGAUGGUAACGGAGGGAAUAGAGAUGGUCUCUUUGCCUUCUUCAACUGCGGAGAUCACUCGGGGGCCAGCCAACCGCACCGGCACAUCCAGCUGCUGCCCAUCGCGAGAAUGAAGGAAGACCUGGCAGCUGACAGCCACUGGACCGUCCUCGCCGACACCCUGAACUCCAAGUCCGCUCCUUUCACUACAUUUGCUGAGAAGAUUAGUCUAGAAAUGCCAUCCAAGGACCUUCACGCCGCCUACAUUCGCCUCUACCGACAGGCAUGCCAAGCCGUGGCCGCACACUCAGGCAUCACUCACCUCGAUGAAGAGAUUUCCGCAGAGGGCGAGACAAGAAUGAGCUACAACAUGGCCAUGACCAAGGACACACUGGUCAUCUGCCCGCGCUUGGCAGAAGGAGCAAAGAUACUUGGCGAGGAUGGAGAUGUGCUAGGGACAUUAUCGUUGAAUGGGACAGUUCUGGCGGGCACGGCGUUGGUCAAGAAUAACGUGGAAUGGGAGGCACUCAAGAAGGAUCCAGAAGUAUUACUACAAGUGUUAAAGACCAUUGGGCUCACGGAUGAAUGCGUACUUGGGAACUCGGUUCGACUCUGA